AAUGGAGAUUGUGUAUGUGUACACAAAGAAGCGCAGUGAGUUUGGACGCCAGUGUAACUUUUCCGACCGUCCAGCUGAGCUGCAUGUGGACAUUCUCCCUGACACGUCCCUCGCUGCAAACUUCACAGUGAGAGAUCCGUGUAAUGUGACAGUUCAGUGUGCCAAGGAAAUGUCCGAGCAUGAGGUGAACACAGAGCGCUUUGAAUCAGAGUCACGAGGAGUAAACCAUGUGGAAGGAGGUUGGCCGAAAGAUCUCAAUCCAGAGGACAUGGAGGCGACCAUCCGCUACAGGAAGAAAGUGGAGAAGGAUGAACACUAUCAGAACACCAUCAUGCAGAUUGCUGGUCUCAUGGAACACUGUUGCAAGCAGAACAACACCACUGACAUCUACCAGGAGUUCUUUGAGGAUGAGGAUGAGGAGGUAAUGGAGGAAUCGGAGGAACAGCCAUCAGCAAAGACAAUCAAUGUCUUCAGGUGAGCGCACUUAACUGUAAUGAUAGAGCAAUAUAUCAACAAGGUCACUUUUUUUAAUUAAUCAAUAGAACAAUUGAGUAGGGCUGCACGAUAAAUCGAAAUGGAAUCGAGAUCACGAUACAACAGAAGCUGUGAUUGUUAUGCGUAUCUUUUAGUGAAGCAAUGCAUGACCACCUUAUUAUUUAACCCAUUAUCAGCAUAUUGGGACACUCGUAAAGGCAGCCAGCCAGUAGAGAUGUCCACCAUCGAACACAGCCAUAGAGAUCCUGUCUACAAAGUCAUCUGGCUGCAGUCGAAGACAGGCACGGACAUCUUCUCGGCUUCUACAGAUGGUCAGGUACUGUGGUGGGACAUUCGGAAGAUGAGUGAGCCCACUGAGAGACUUAUACUGGACCCUAGUAAAAAGGGGAACCUUGAUAAUGCCCUUGGUGCAGUCUCGCUGGAGUUUGAGACCACUAUGCCCACUAAGUUCAUGGUGGGCACAGAGCAGGGUCUUGUGGUUUCAUGCAAUCGCAAAGCAAAAACCCCAGCUGAGAAGAUUGUGUGUACAUAUAGCGGACACCAUGGUCCCAUUUACGCCCUGCAGAGGAACCCAUUAUUUCCUAAGAACUUCCUGACCGUGGCUGACUGGACCGCCCGCAUCUGGUCGGAGGACAUCAAAGAGUCCUCUAUCAUGUGGACCAAGUAUCACAUGGCCCAUCUGUUAGAUGGCUGUUGGAGUCCAGUCAGACCCUCGGUUUUCUUUACUGUAAAGAUGGACGGCACCUUGGACGUGUGGGACAUCUUGUUUAAACAGAACGACCCAACUCUCAGCCUCAAAGUUUGUGAUGAAGCCCUGUACAGCAUCCGAGUGCAAGAUAACGGCCGUUUCCUGGGCUGUAGCUCUCAGCUGGGAACUACCACACUGAUGGAGAUUUCUGCAGGCCUGUGCACACUGCAGAAGAACGAGAAGGCCCUGGUCUCGGAGAUGUUUGAACGCGAGACCAAGCGGGAGAAGAUUCUGGAAGCUCGGCACAGAGAGAUGCGUCUGAAGGAACGCAGCCGCUCUGAACAGAGCCGAGAGGACGAGGGCAAAGAGGCAGAUGGGGAGGAGAGCGCAGCGGAGCUGGUGGCGCGUGCAGAGAGAGAGUUCUUCGACAUCAUGGAAGCUGAGAAAAAGAAAGAGGAGAAAGAACGAGAUACGGAGAAAGGUGUGUGUGAAGAGAAAGAUUUCCAGGAGGAGCAUGAAACUAAUGGUGUAUCAUCCUUUACCAGAAGAGAAAUCUCUCAGUAGAUUGCCAAAAAAGCGCUGUUCUCAUACUCGGAUCAUGUUCGCAACCCAUUUUACUUCCAUAAUGUGAUGUAUAUUUCUGAGUGAAAUGGGAUAUUCAGUGAGAAAACUUUUAUUUAUCAUGAACAUAUC
Messenger RNA from Sinocyclocheilus anshuiensis, 1876 nucleotides. RefSeq names its product dynein intermediate chain 3, ciliary. Gene Ontology annotation, cellular component: outer dynein arm. The transcript is spliced from 10 exons. Gene Ontology annotation, molecular function: dynein heavy chain binding; dynein light chain binding. The record is from RefSeq and is a predicted model, not a curated record. NCBI's taxonomy places the organism in Eukaryota, Metazoa, Chordata, Actinopteri, Cypriniformes, Cyprinidae. Gene Ontology annotation, biological process: outer dynein arm assembly; cilium movement.